Molecule: messenger RNA, 510 nt
Organism: Rotaria sp. Silwood1
Lineage: Eukaryota; Metazoa; Rotifera; Eurotatoria; Philodinida; Philodinidae
Source: the annotation of a GenBank genome assembly
AUGAAACGUGGACAACGAUCAUUUCAACUUUAUCGUCGAUUAGCACGUGGUCGAUAUAAGAAGUUCAUUACAACAGAUGAAGCUUGGUUUUAUUUAGAUGAAACCGGUGGAAGAAGAAAAGUAUGUUAUAUAAAAAAAACUGAUCCCGACUAUGAUCGAAUGAUUAUUCAACAAAACACUUCUCGACCAAAAGGUUUUAUAGUAUGGGGAGGAGUAUCAAGUCAAGGAAAAACCACUCUUCGUUUUGUUGCACCUGGUACCAAAGUUAAUUCAAACUAUUAUGUCAACAAGGUUUUAAAACCAUUUUUAACACAAGAUCUUCCACAUUUGGCACCAAGUCAUACCGCCAAAGAAACAGUUAGCUUUUUGAACAAAAACAAAAUUAAUUAUAUUAAACCAGAAGAAUGGAUGCCUGGCAGUCCUGAUGCUGCACCAACGGAUUAUUCAAUGUGGGAAUACUUAAAACAACAACUCAAUAAAACAUAUAUUGAUUCCCUUGAUGAACUUUAA